GCUCUGCUAGUCCCGCAUAUAUUCACUCGUUACAUAAAAUAAGGCAUUUCGUAACUGGUUACAUAAAUAGCUAUUUUGGGAAAUUCUAAUCAUUAAUAAUUUUAAAUUUCCCGCGUAAACGAACCGUGAGUAUAGAUAAAUAACUAUUUUGGAAAUUUUAGGAUGUAGGAUCAUAUUUGACUUGACAAAUUUCAAUCAUGUGAAAUCUUUAAAUUCUUCGUCCGAUUACAAAAAUAUUUGAAAAAAUGCCUAGAAAUUUUUAUUACAUUAAAAUUGGCAACCAUGAAGAAGAGAGGCAUAUGACAUUACUGUUUUGUGAUUUUAGCAUUUUCGGGAAGGUGAAGUUCUGAAAUAAUUCCCUUCAAUGUAAAAAUAUUCAAGUAUAUUAUGUCCGGAAUUGAACUGGAUAAUAUAAACCCAAGCAUUUAUGAAAAAAGUGAUGACAGAACAAUCACAUUAGAUGAACGGAAUGACAACGUAGUGGAUGAAUUUGACCAACGAGAAAUUUUUGAUUUAAUAAGAAAUAUUAAUGACCCCGAACAUCCGCUUUCAUUAGAAGAAUUGCAUGUAGUUGAAGAACAUCUCAUCCAAAUUAACAAUGCAGAAAACACUAUAUUUAUUCAUUUUACACCUACAAUUCCGCAUUGUAGCAUGGCUACUCUCAUAGGUCUUUCCAUAAGAGUGAAAUUAAUUCGGUGCCUACCAGCAAGAUUCAAAGUUAAGGUUGAAGUUACGCCUGGAACCCACAACUCUGAACAGCAAGUUAAUAAACAAUUGGCUGACAAAGAAAGGGUCGCUGCAGCUUUAGAGAAUAUUCACCUUAUACAAGUGAUUAAUCAGUGUAUUGCUCCUAGGAAACGUGCAUAAACAUUACAAAAAUGAGUACUUCUAAUAUCUAUCUUUCUAACCCUUGCAAUAUAGCAUCUGCAUACAGUAAAUGUGCCAGGUAUCUACGGAAGAUAUUAAAGUUUGAUCAAAUGGACUUCCAAUUUGCAAUGUGGCAGAUGCUAUAUUUGUUUGUUAAUCCCCAAAAAUUAAUAAAAUUAUUUAGAGCUCGAAAAUUAUCAAAGUCACAGUAUGCACGAGAUGAUCCAGCAUUUUUAGUUCUUUUUGCUGCAGCUCUAAGCAUAACCACUGUGGGAUUUUCAAUUGUAUUAAAAUUAUCAUUUUUACAGUUUAUAAAAUUUUUAUUUUUCGUAAUAUUUGUAGAUUGUUUAGGUUUAGGAGUGUUAGUAGCUACUUUAUUUUGGUAUAUAUCUAAUACCUUUUUCAAUCCAAAGACCAGUUUGCAAGAUGUAGAAUGGGGAUUUUCUUUUGAUAUCCAUUUAAAUGCUUUUUUUCCUCCAUUAAUAUUACUACAUUUUAUUCAACUAUUUUUUUAUAAUGGAAUCAUAAGUCAUGAUUGGUUUUUGUCAAUACUUUUGGGAAAUACGUUUUGGCUUUGCUCCUGUUUGUAUUAUUUUUAUAUAACAUUUUUAGGUUAUAAUUCAUUACAAAUCUUAAACAACACAAGAUAUUUUUUAGCUCCUGUUCCUUGGAUAUUAAUAUUUUAUUUCUUUACCUUGUUAAUGCAUUGGAAUAUUUCCCAAAUUGUUAUGAAUUUCUAUAGAAAUAGAGUUUUGUAACAUUUUCUGCUUCUUGUAUAAAUAAAACUAAUAUAUUAAGAUAUUAAAUAUUUUUUAUUCUAUUAUAACAUGUUUGUUCACC
This is a messenger RNA of Psylliodes chrysocephalus, 1707 nucleotides long. The record is from the annotation of a GenBank genome assembly. NCBI's taxonomy places the organism in Eukaryota, Metazoa, Arthropoda, Insecta, Coleoptera, Chrysomelidae.